Messenger RNA from Chelmon rostratus (copperband butterflyfish), 3204 nucleotides. RefSeq names its product tetratricopeptide repeat protein 31-like. Lineage: Eukaryota; Metazoa; Chordata; Actinopteri; Chaetodontiformes; Chaetodontidae. Gene Ontology annotation, molecular function: protein binding; RNA binding. Bases 113 to 2077 code for a protein of 654 amino acids. The record is from RefSeq and is a predicted model, not a curated record. The transcript has 18 exons.
AACGCGCAUUAAACAUGCAAGCAGCAAAACUUGUGGGCUGCCGAUAUUAGCGUUAGUAAAGUGCAAGAAAUUACGAGUAUAUGAAGCUCUGGGAGGCCAUGUAUUACUAAACAUGGAUAUAUUUAAAGAAGAAACGGAGUUUAACGUUACACAUAUCCCUAUGUUCCAAAGGGUUGUGGAUAUGUUUGACGGUCGUCCAGGUAUUCAAAGGAUUGUAAGACUUGGCCUUCUUGCUAAUAUGGACUACAGUGAUGAGCUAGAUGUCGCAGAUGAGGAUGAUUGGUUACAUCAUCCUAGUAAUUCUUAUGAAUACCCAAGGCCCUCCUUGGGUAGUGAUAGAGGAUUAGGUGAGAACCAUACAAAGUCAUCCAGCUCUGUUUAUCAGCUUCCACGGCAUCACUACACCGCAGGUUAUGACCCUCCUUGCCCAUCUUCUGUAAAAGUUCAGGCAAAGGAGAGCGAUACUGAAAGAAGAGCAAGAUUAUUACAAGAGGCCAAAAAAAGCAAAGAAAAAGCUGAGAAGAAGAAGCUGAAGAAAGAGAAACAGAAGGAAAGAAAACUGCUAGAGAAGUUGGAGAAGGAAAAACAGAACCCUGUGAAAAAUGAAGAGGAAAAUGAUGAUGCACAGAAAUCUAAAGCAGAAGAGAGCAAACCAGUUAAGAAUAAAUCCACUUCCAGUGUUAAAGAGUUGGCUUCCGCAAACAUUACAGACAGCAGUGGCGAAGACGAAUCUAGUGAUGAAGGUAGCAACGCCAAGGAUGACUCAUGCGACUCUGAGGAACUGGAUAUGACAAGUACAUUUGUGAGUAAAGCUGCUCUUAUAGCCAGGCGGAAAUUGGAUCAGAAGUCCAGGCCUGAGAGGAAGGAGAAGAAGAAGAUCCCAGUUAAAGAAACUAAAACUGUCCCUGACAUGCCUAAUGAAGACCUGGAGUUUGAAAAGAAGGAGUCAGCCGCAUCUAGCAACCCCACGUUUGAGGAUAAUAUAAAAAUAAGUACUGAUCUUGCAACUAUGGGAAAUAAGUUUGCAAGUUCUGGAGACUUUAAUACUGCAGUGAAAUAUUUCACGGAUGCAAUUAAAUACAACCCUACAGAGUUUAAGUUGUUUGGCAAUCGUUCCUUCUGUUUUGAAAAGAUGCAAGAAUAUAUGAAGGCGCUGACUGAUGCAGAGUUGUCGCUCAGCAUGUGUCCAGGGUGGGUUAAAGGUCUGUUUAGGAAAGGCAGAGCUUUGGCAGGUCUUAAGAGGUAUGAGGAAGCUGCCCAGGCCUUCAGUGAGGUUCUCAAACUGGACAGUUCAUAUGCAGAAGCUGCCCAGGAACUGAUGCGGAUGCAGAUAAUACAGCUAAUGGAGUAUGGUUACACUCGCGAACAGAGCUCAAACGCUUUAAUUAUUCAUGGGACUGUUAAGAAAGCAGUAGAGGUGCUUUCCAAAUUACACCACCAACCAGGGGCUUUUCAAAAUGGCUUGCUCCCACUGGCUCAGGUAGCAAAUGCCAGCGGAGUCUCUCCAGUCCUUUCUGCCAGCACAAGUCCUGCUCCUCCUCAGCCACAGGAUGCACCAAAAACAACACUUCAGAACAAACCCUUAGGCCCAGUCCAGAAUAUGUCGAAUGUCAAGAGUCAACCAAAGCCUUUUCCUAAUCAGGCCAUGAAGGCCGCCAGUGAAAACAAUCACCCACCACACAGGGAGCUGUUUCCUGUUUGGGUUGGAAACUUGGUUUACCCAGUACCUGAGACUGUGAUAACUAAACUAUUUAGCAAGGUCGGGGUCGUCUAUAGUGUGAAGGUUCUGACUUACAAACGAUGUGCCUUCAUAAACUUUACAAAACAGGAGGACUGUGAAGAAGCAAUCCGGCACUUUAGUGGCUUCGAGCUGAAUGGCAACAAGCUUGUUGUGAGAUAUCCGGACCGGAUUCCUCAUGGCAUGGGCAUUUCCAAAUCUGCCCUCAAAGCUGCUCACCUGCAAGAUGAGAAUGUGGGGCAAAACAAUUACAUUGACGGGAGGAAUGCAGGCGGAAACCGAAGACCUGUUCGCCCUUACAGACCUGUCCCAGACUACAGAGGCAACCACAAGCAAUGAAAGGAAACAGGGCCGUGGGGCAUCUGUCCUUCAUAAUAAAAGCAUAAUCACUUAUACUGUCAGUAUAGAUUUGUCAACAGUAUUCUACAUGAUUGUAAAGGUCCAGUGUGUAAGAUUCAGGGGGCUCUAUUAGCAGAAGUCCAGUAUAAUCUUCAAUUUUGUUUUCAUUCGUGUAUAAUCGCAGAGCAAACCAAACAAGCACUCAUUCUAGAGAACACCUUUUGUGGUUUGCAUAUUUUUAGCAGCCACUGCAGGAGAGGGCGCGAGGCGAGGGGUUUUAAAUAUGUAACCUCACAGCAAGAUGCCACUAAAUCCUACACGCUGGACCUUUAAGGCUUUGCUUCUUUUUUCAGUAUUUUUAUGAUAUUUUUUGUGGACAACAAAUCUGCUUAUUUUGAUUUUUUUUUUUUUUAAGAAGGAAUUCAAGUAUUCAUCUGAAAAUGACUCACUGACAAAUAUACGCUUACUUUAAUCAUUACCUUACAGCUUUACAUGCAGUGGUUCCAGGUAUUAACAAUUACUGAUGCCAAUGUUUUUAAAGCCAGACUGAUAUAUUGGAGAGUCGAUAUUACAUACUACAUACAUAUUACAUGUAUUACAGGUUGAUAUUGGUAUUUUAAAUAUCAGUAUGCAGGAAAAUCAGUUUAUAAAUUACAUGAGAAAGUAAACUCUGUUUACAACACUGCAGUACGAGCUGGUAUAGUACAGAGUUAUUGAUGAUUCCAAUUCAACUAAAUGGUGUUUUUUAUAUAUCAAUACAGUUCAACUUCAUAGUGAUGUUGACCUUAUUUACCUAUCGUGAACUAAGUUAGGUAUUACAAGAGCCUUGCAUUUAUGGCCUGUGUCUAAAUUACCUGUAUUCAGAAUCUAUAUUCAGAAUCUUUACUAUUCAUUAUAGCUAAUACAAGUCAUUUGCGAUAAACAAUCUUUUUAAUCUAUAGCACAACCGCUGUUUGUUGCAAACUCAAUCACUUUUGCUCAUUUUUCUUCCUUAAGGUGACUUAAAAAUGUCACAGUUCUUCAGUGGUGGUUGAUCGCAGGAUGGCAUGUCUUAUUUUAUUCAGAAGCACUCAGUAAUUAUGGAGUUUGUUCUUAAUUUGAGAAUUAAAGAUCCUUUCACAUUCUCA